Lepus europaeus (European hare) is the source of this 4058-nucleotide messenger RNA. RefSeq names its product sarcoglycan beta (gene SGCB). Gene Ontology annotation, biological process: muscle organ development. Bases 31 to 993 code for a protein of 320 amino acids. The transcript is spliced from 6 exons. Lineage: Eukaryota; Metazoa; Chordata; Mammalia; Lagomorpha; Leporidae. Gene Ontology annotation, cellular component: sarcoglycan complex; sarcolemma. The record is from RefSeq and is a predicted model, not a curated record.
GCGGCGGCGGGCACGACCGGGCGCGGGAAGAUGGCGGCUGCGGCGGCGGCGGCGGCGGCGGCAGAGCAGCAAAGUUCCAAUGGCCCCGUCAAGAAGUCCAUGCGCGAGAAGGCCGUGGAGAGGAGGAACGUCAACAAGGAGCACAACAGCAACUUCAAGGCCGGCUACAUCCCGAUCGAUGAGGACCGCCUCCACAAAACUGGGCUGCGGGGCAGGAAGGGCAACUUGGCCAUCUGUGUGAUUGUCCUGCUCUUUCUCCUGGCCGUCAUCAACUUAAUUAUAACACUCGUUAUUUGGGCUGUGAUCCGCAUUGGGCCAAACGGCUGUGACAGCAUGGAGUUUCACGAAAGCGGUCUGCUCCGGUUCAAGCAGGUGUCUGACAUGGGAGUUAUCCACCCUCUGUAUAAGAGCACGGUAGGAGGAAGGCGGAAUGAAAAUCUGGUCAUUACCGGCAACAACCAGCCCAUUGUUUUUCAGCAAGGGACAACAAAGCUCAGUGUGGAGAAGAACAAAACGUCCAUUACAAGUGACAUCGGUAUGCAGUUCUUCGACCCGAGGACUCAGAACAUUUUAUUCAGCACAGACUACGAAACUCAUGAGUUUCAUCUGCCAAGUGGUGUGAAAAGUUUGAAUGUUCAAAAGGCAUCCACUGAAAGGAUCACCAGCAAUGCCACCAGUGACUUAAACAUCAAAGUCGACGGGCGUGCGAUCGUGCGUGGAAACGAAGGUGUUUUCAUCAUGGGCAAAACCAUUGAAUUUCACAUGGGCGGGAACAUGGAGUUGAAGGCUGAAAACAGCAUCAUCCUCAAUGGGACGGUGAUGGUGAGCACCACCCGCCUGCCCAGCUCCUCCAGCGCAGACCAGCUGGGCGGCGGUGACUGGGUGCGCUACAAGCUCUGCAUGUGUGCCGAUGGCACCCUCUUCAAGGUGCAGGUGACCGGCCAGAACGUGGGCUGCCAGGUCUCGGACAACCCCUGCGGGAACACCCACUAGAAGACCCGCAGGCGUCGUCGCGCCUUCCUGUCUGGACUGACCUGACUGCAUGCGCACUGUGGUCUUCACGGAGUGUGAGAGAGCUCAUUGUGACGAAUGUGAACCGCAGAGCGCUGCUCUGUCCGGAUUUCCAAAGGUCUCAGAGAGCCUACGUUCUCCCACAGUUCAUCACCUUGCACCCAUCUUCAAAUGACAGUUCCCUAAAGUCAUGAGGAACGCACAGAGUCAACAUUCAUCUUUGAAGAAGUGCUUCCCACUCUGGGCCUCGGCAGCUGCUGGCUCGCCAUCAGCAAGCUUUCAGGAGCAGCAGGGAGAGAGCCACGGAAGCCGCUGAAAAGGCGCACAGUCGGGGUCUCGCACUGUGUCUGGGCUUCCAAAGGGAGCGACACAGGACACAGACUUCUAGUGCAUCGCCCUCGAGCCAUAUGCUUGCAUGUGAGAGGGGAAGAAACUCUGGUUUCUUAGUUUUGCACUUGGAAGAAAAUCCUUUGUAAUAGGCUGCUUACUUGACAUAAUGGUAACUAUUAAGUGUUACAACGUGGUAAGAAUUAAGACACAGUCCCAGCAUUAACUUCUAGGAAAUAGUGCUUACUGCGCAUCGCGUUUCACAUCGCCCACACCCACCACAACUCUAAGAGGAUGCUGUUAUCCCUGCAUUACCCACCAAGACCCUGAGAAUGAGAGAAGUUAAGAAACUUGCCUGGGAUCACAUAGUGAGUUCAGGUGUGACUGCAGUUCAGGUGUGAAUGUACCUGACUCCACGUGCCAUGUCCUUUUUGCUGUCUGCACUGGAUUUUCAGUUGUUAAAACUCUGGAACGAUGAACAGAGUAAUUCACAUUUACAGAUGAGAAUCAAACCAAGCAGGCACACUGAUUCUAGUUAAAAUUUAAAAAUCUUGUGUCAGAUUGAAAGAUGACCAAUUGCUGUCAGACUUUAAACUCUUUUAAGUGCAUUUUAUUUUAUUUUAAUUUUUUUAUUUUUUAUUUUUGAUAGGCAGAGUUAGUAAGAGAGAAAGACAGACAGAAAGGUCUUCCUUCCGUUUGGUUCACUCCCCAAAUGGCUGCCAUGGCCGGUGCCCUAUGCCGAUCUGAAGCCAGGAGCCAAGUGCUUCCUUCUGGUCUCCCAUGCGGGUGCAGGGCCCAAACACUUGGGCCAUCCUCCACUGCCUUCCCAGGCCACAGCAGAGAGCUGGGCUGGAAGAGGAGCAACUGGGAUAGAAUCCGGUGCCCCGACCAGGGCUAGAAUCCAGGGUGCCGGCGCUGCAGGUGGAGGAUUACCCAUUUGAGCUCAGCCCAGCCAUUAAGCGCAUUUUAUUUAAAGUCUUACCCCCCAGAGAGGUCAGACUGGCCUGCUGUGGCUUACUCCAGUUUCCUAACAAUGCACCUCGGCACAUGGGGUACCUGGCUGGUCACAGGGAGAUUUUUAUAUCCUGAGCUCUCCAGGCCACACACUGCAAAGCGGGGAGCCCACGCGCCCAGCCAAGGCCUGCUGGGACCACCAGGGGCCACAGAAAUCAUACCCUUUUUGUGUGCCAUGCCUUGGUGUCAGGAAACACUGGGCUAACGGGUGCUAACGCAGGAGGGUGACACCAGAUGUGUUAUGUAUGUAUAAGGGUUCCUCUGUGCUCCUGAUGUCACUGUCACAUUGUCAUUAUUUACAGCCCUCGAGCGAGUUGAUUCUUUCACGUAUUUUAUAUGUCAUCUGAAGAGAACUGUCUGCAGUCAUUAAGAUACACACAAGAUCUGGGACGUGUAUGUAGACAUGUGUGCCAGGCCCCAGCCUGCGUUCUGUCGUGGUCACCUCAAACUGUGUAGAUAAGAAAAUCAACAAUGCAUAGUCAGCAUUAUCACAUUUCUCUCUGAUAGAAAAACCAAAUGCUUUAGAAAUUAUGAAGUCAACAAGUCAUACUGAAAUAAAGAUGGACUUACUACCUAGCAAAGUGCAGUUUUUAAAUGAGAAGAGACUGGUGACUUCUGACUGUUAGUAGUUGUGAUAUUUGGACCCAUUGGAUAUGUUCAGUAUCACUUAUUAUUUGAAUGGUCUUCAGGAAAAUAGUUGGAAAUUUCAUCUAGAUACUCAGUCUAUUUUUAAAUUUACAUUUGUUACUUGUCCGCGCUUUAGAUUUUUCUUUUGAAAGUUCCUUUACAUAAAUAUUUUUACAAAAACCACAUAACACUAUAAAGUAUUUAUUGAAUGUCAUUCAUGAAAUACUCUAUUUUCACUGCUUUUUGAGAACUAUUUGUGUUUUUGAUACACCUCCAUUAAAUGCUUUUGACCUGAGAGGGUAUUUUGAUGUUUUUCUAGAGCUGAUUGUUAACAGGAUGGCAUUUUAGGGUACUUGCCAGGGAGCCCUUGCUUUUCUCGCUGAAAGGUGGACCCGGAGAAUGCCCUGGGGCAGCACACGGGCACCCCACCCACCCCACCCACCCCACCCGGGACCUCUGAUUCGAAGUGAAGCUGCAGCUCCUCCACCCACCACCACAGGUGCAUUUCUGUGAGCUGAAAGUGUUUCCUCUUCCUGUGUCUGCACUCCCUUGCCCUGAACUCAGGACAUGCAGCAGCCUGGGGGAGGUGGUCACAGAGGCAGGGCCCUGAGCGGGGCCUCCCAUACGCGCUUUGUGUAAGUAGCUGCUGUCUUUGGCAGGAUUUUGCAGUGAUAAUGGCGCCAAAUGACGUUUAUGCACGAUUUUUUAGACUGUGUAAUGGGCAGAUCGGAGAAAUGCAGAACACACAGCAGGGACUGCUUGCCCAGAGUGUGAUAUUUAAAGGUACACUUAUUUGUAUUUUUUCUGUAUUGUGAAAAAAAUAAAUUCUGUGUGACAGUAUCAGUGAUGAAAGGUGGAAGUUCUGAAUGAGUGUACUUUAAGAGGGUAAGAAUUCUACGGUGCUGGACUUGGCAAGAAGAGAUCCCGGAAACUCUGCUCAUCUUUUCUAUAAACGCGUUGAACAGGGGCAAGGUUUGUGAAUUAUGCCAUGCAGAAACUCUGCUCCAGCUCGCUACCUGGAGUUUCAGUAAUUCCGUUUGUAAUAAUGACUUCCGUUUGCAAUAAAAAUUCUAUUAACA